UGCCUUGUUUUUGGGUAGCCAAUUCGACUUGCAAAAAUAUUGCGCCGGUGUUUCUCGAGAAUAACGAAAUUCUCUACUCUUGCGAGUUUUUACUCACCGAAAAUUCCAUCCUGAUUGCCGAAAAUCAUGGUGAGCGAAAAGGGCAAGAGUUCGGCCGAGAAACCCGCGCCGAAACGCGUUUCCUCGCGUCGCAAAAUCGAUUCGCCGCAGGAGACUGCUGAGAAACCACCACCGGCGAAAGCCGCCAAAACCACGACUAAACCUGUCGCAAAGUCAACAGAACCUGCACCAACUAAGUCGAAUGCAUCUCAAGCGAAAACUGUUGCCCCUCCACCACCCUCCAAGAAGGAACAUGAGGGCGAUGUUUACAAAAUUGUCACAGAAUAUGAGGAGUCGAUGAGCAUGAAGACCAAACCUGAGGAUGAUCACGCUAAAUUCAAGGACACUUGCAAUAAGAUCAAAGAAAUAAUGGUAGAAAUAGGCGAGCUGAAAAAGCAAGAUUCCGCUGAGGCCAAGGCAGAGAUCAGUAAAAAGAGAGUGGAGGUCUGCAUGAUGUUUGUGUCACUGAAGAGGAUAAACCGGUACGAGAAGUACAAGACCAAGAACUCCAGGGAGAUGCUGAGCAAGGUGCGACAGCAGGUUGACAGCUACCACCUGCAGCUGCAGAAUUUGUUGUAUGAGUCGAUGCAUUUGCACAAGGCAGUCACAAAGUGUUUGGAAUUCAAAUCGGAAGACAAGGAUAUUGAUUUGGUCUCCUUGGAGGAAUUUUACAAAGAUGCUCCACCUAGCAUUUCUCGAAAGGAUGAGACUGAAAAAGACAGUCACCUUCAAAAACUUGCAAGGCUUGAAUGGGAAUUGGAGCAGCGGAAACAACUUUCUGUUAAAAGCGAGGAUCUCGUCAAAGCCAAAGACAACAUUGCUGCAGAAAUAACCAAGAAGAACGAGUACCUCGACAACAUUUGUCCUCAGCUUCAGACACUUGUCAAGGCAAUGAUCCCGGUGCAAGAGCAGCUCGGAAUGACUGACAGCAAAGUUAGAAAGCUGCACAAAACGGCCAUGUUGUUGCCAGAGCCAUUGUAUGCCCUCUUUGUUCAGCUUGAGGCUUACAUGGAGGCUUCAGAUAAGCUGAUUCAGGUGAACAUCGUUGGGGACGAAGAGGAGGCAAAAGCUUUAAAGAAAACUUCGUCUUUUGACGAGGAUAACGAAGACUCGGAUUCUGACCUUGAAGAUCUGAUCCAGCCGAGGCGCAGUAAUCGAAGGGUGUCCCGAACUGACAGACAGGACGAAGAGCGCAAGACGCUUUUGCAGAAGCACCCGCUUUCAGUGCAGCUGCUUGUUAAACUUAAAAAUUACAAGGACUCAAUCAAGCUGACGUUUAGCUAUUUGCUGAAACUUCAUGUGGUUACUGUGAAGUGCCUGGUCAACAUGGACAAGGAGUUGGAGGGAAGCUUUGCAGGUGAUUUGAUUUCUCCGAGCACACUUCUCUGUGAACUUAAUCCAGACGAUAAAGGCCUCGUAAGUCCCAACGCAUCAAACUACUUCCAAUUGGGUGAACUGGGCUUGGAUUCUUUUGCAAACUACGUCAAAGACCUAGGAUUCCCUUACCGUUGGGCCCAGCAAAUGUGCGGCUUCUCGUUCCUCACUGAAACGCCGAAGAGUGAACCUGUAAUGGUGAUGAAAGUUGAUCCAGCUGUAAGUCGUGGAUGUGUGCCUGAAAUGGUCAGAACUGUGAGGAACAGGUUUAAAGCAAGGAUGGCUCUCGGAAAGCAGAUUCAGGACUUUGAAAAAGGCAAAGUUAACGUUCACCCAACGCAAAAGCGAUUGUUCCCCAAAAAGGUUGCUUGCAACUUAGCAACCUGGGAAACUCUCACUUGGGAUGAUUACGAAGUGAUUUCCUCAAAUCAGCAUCUUGUAGAAGAAUCAGUCGUCUCCCAGUCGGACACUUUUUAUAAAGCGAACUUUACAAGACUUAACUCUGACGGAAACUUUGCAAAAUUGACCGCUUUCAUCGUGGUUAAGCCAGAUUAUCCACGUGCACCGCCAAUUUUUUCCCUACGCAUUCACUGGAACACCGACAUGGAUGGUAAAAACAAUAGCGCCAUAAGGGACAUGGAAAAAGAAGUGAACGUUCACUGGCGAGAGCUGAUAGCUGGACCUGGCUGGGGUUGGGGUCUGCUCUCGGCGCAAAUGAUGCGUCUCAUGGUGUGCUUUGACGUGUUCCUGGAGGCACUGGGCUGUGCUGGCACCGCGCCUCCAGAGUUCAGUAUGGACACGCAUCGCUUGUUCUUCAGGCCGGUCAAGGGGCGGUGCAGAAGCCUGCCUUUCAAGUACGUGCCUGGCGCAGGACACGGAAGAUUCGUCCAACGAUAAUAAGGCGCAGCACAGGUUUUUACCGCCAUUGCUUAUUUUUUAGACGAUGUAACGAAUUGAACUAAUUUGUGGAGAAAAGAAAAAAAGGUGAGGCUUCACAAAGAUUCGACCUUUUUUAUUAUGAAAUAAAUUUUUUUUAAAGAAUG
This is a messenger RNA of Neocloeon triangulifer, 2516 nucleotides long. It is a transcript of the gene thoc5, whose product is annotated as THO complex subunit 5 homolog. Gene Ontology annotation, molecular function: mRNA binding. NCBI's taxonomy places the organism in Eukaryota, Metazoa, Arthropoda, Insecta, Ephemeroptera, Baetidae. Gene Ontology annotation, biological process: mRNA export from nucleus; positive regulation of DNA-templated transcription, elongation. The record is from RefSeq and is a predicted model, not a curated record. Gene Ontology annotation, cellular component: THO complex part of transcription export complex. Bases 127 to 2370 code for a protein of 747 amino acids. The transcript is spliced from 13 exons.